UAAUAAAAGCGACCAGGCUCCAAAAUCAAACAUUCAGUAAUCCACUGCUUGCCUAUCUGAAACAACGUUCAUCCGAAUUCUUCGAUUCGAAACAAUCGCUUGAAGAUGAAAUUUCUAUGGCUUCUGACGUUCCUGCUGGCCAUCUUGGGAACAGCGCUGGCCAACACCGCGGCCUGCCCAAAGGGAUUCUCUCGCCAGGCCAACCAAUGCGUUUCCAAACGUCCCGUCCACGGCGAAUGCCCCAAAGCAUCAAAGUUCAACGCGGGACUGAAUUUGUGCGUGCAUAACUGAGACUUGUGCUUUCGAAUGGAACCUUCACGAACAUGAAGGUUAGGAUCGUGUUUGAUCGUUAGGGUUAUGGGAGGUGGCAUAUAUCAGAGUGUUUCAAUGGUGUGUUAUUGGUGGGUAUACGGUGGAAGCAAGUUUUUGAAAUGAAGGACAUGAAUUAAGUUCAGACAGGGCAA
This is a messenger RNA of Ochlerotatus camptorhynchus, 464 nucleotides long. RefSeq lists its product as uncharacterized. The record is from RefSeq and is a predicted model, not a curated record. The transcript is spliced from 2 exons. Lineage: Eukaryota; Metazoa; Arthropoda; Insecta; Diptera; Culicidae. Bases 106 to 291 code for a protein of 61 amino acids.